AUGGCUUGGGAAAACUGGACUACGGUGACAGAAUUUGUUUUCAAGGGGUUCACGGAUCGCCUUGACUUCCAAGUUACCCUCUUUGUCAUUUUCCUGCUCAUCUAUGUCAUCACUGUGGUGGGAAACCUUGGCAUCAUUGCUGUAGUCUGGCUUGAUUCCCACCUUCAAAUGCCCAUGUACUUCUUUCUCAGCAACUUGUCCUUCUUGGAUCUGUGCUACUCUUCAGUUGUGACACCCAAAAUGCUGCUUAACCUCUCAUCAGAAAGGAAGACUAUUUCUUUCGCUGGCUGCUUCAUACAGCUGUAUUUCUACGCUGCUUUUGUAACUGUGGAGUGUUACCUCCUGGCCGCGAUGGCAUGCAAUCGCUAUGUUGCCAUCUGCAACCCGCUGUACUACCCCAUCGUCAUGUCCCAGAAGGUCUGCGUUUCCCUCUUGGCUGGGUCCUACAUAGCUGGGUUUGUGAAUUCAGUGGUGCUCACGGGGUUUGCGCUGAGAGUAUCCUUCUGCGGCCCCAAUGUCAUUGACCACUUCUUCUGUGAUGGCCCACUGCUGUCAAAACUGGCCUGCUCUGACACCCGCCUCAACCAAGUGCUGGUACUUGCUUUUGGGGGCUUCAAUGAGGUCACCACCAUAUCAGUCAUCCUCAUAUCCUACGGCUGCAUCCUAUUCACCAUCCUGAGGAUGGGCUCUGUGCUGGACAAGUGCAAAGCUUUUGGUACCUGUGCAUCCCACCUGGUCGUCAUCACCAUCUUCUACGGGACCCUUCUCUUCAUGUACCUGCUGCCCAGCUCCAGCUACUCCCUGGGGAGGGACAAAAUUGUUUCUGUCUUUUAUGCGGUGGUGACCCCCAUGCUGAACCCCUUCAUCUACAGCCUGAGGAACCAGGAGGUGAAGAGUGCUCUGAAGAGAGCAGUGGGGAGAAUAGGUUGGAGUUCAGACUGGAAGAGAAGCUGGGACAUCUAUAGCUCAUGUGUAGGUCCAUAUGUCAUGCUGACCUGGAGCAAGGGAAAAAUCAACUCUACCGAAAGAAAUAGCGUGAAUUGUAAACUCCUGAAAGUGUUCCAGACACUGAAGGAAGCUGGUAUCUAUUGA
This is a messenger RNA of Pelecanus crispus (Dalmatian pelican), 1092 nucleotides long. Its product is annotated as olfactory receptor 5AP2. Gene Ontology annotation, cellular component: membrane. The record is from RefSeq and is a predicted model, not a curated record. Lineage: Eukaryota; Metazoa; Chordata; Aves; Pelecaniformes; Pelecanidae. Gene Ontology annotation, molecular function: olfactory receptor activity; G protein-coupled receptor activity. Gene Ontology annotation, biological process: G protein-coupled receptor signaling pathway.